AUGCGUCUCCAUCUGAUCAUUCUGCGCCACGGCCUGCCCGCCACGCGCAUCCUCUGGACAACCUCUUCGACGCCGUCCUUUCACGCCUCGGGCCCGGGGGUGCCGUACGGUGGGCCGCCGGCCUCGUCAUCCGCCAUCGCGUCGACUCGUUACCCCAACAGCGCGUACGGAAAUGGAGGCUACACAAUCGCCCAGCUGUUGGAGGAUGUGAACGAGGUUAUCCCGCUGGAGACGGAAGGCAAGGCUGCGGGCGAGAAUGAUGAGUUCGGCGGGCAAUGGGGCUUGGAAGACUACGUUGUUGAAGUCGGCGGUUUCGAGUGUCUGCAUUUCAUGGAGGUUGAGGGAUUACUGAGAGAUGGGGAUGAAGUAGUGAUUCGCGCCCUUCAGACCUCAGACCUGCGAGCCAGGCGCAUCUCUGGUCGUCAUCAAAUCACGGCCGACGGCAGACAUUUGAUUGACGGAGUCCCAUUCGGUAGACCAUAUCUGAAGCGUUCGACUUCUUCUAGGCCCGCUAGCCGAAUUCCUCCAAGGAAGAGAAGGCGUACGAUUAUCUCCGGCUGGAAUGACGAGUUUCGUGAUGAUGAGGAGGACGAUGCCGACUGGCCUGACGUGAAUACGGGAAGAAAGCCUACCUUGCUUGAAGAAGAUUCAAUCCAUUCGUCAGACCAAGGAACCGUAAUUAGACACCCUACGAGCGGUUUCGAGGAUGUGCAGGGAUCAGACAGUGAUGCAGAUACGUCAGAUAUCGACCCUGAGGAGCUGAAUGAAGAACUGAAGGAUCUGAGAGAGGAUCUCGACGCUGCCGAAGCCCAAGAAGCCGCAGAUCCGGAAAGCCCGCGUGCAACCCGGUCAGGUCGAGUGUCACGUUUAAGACAUCGUGGUCCUGCUCAGGCAGCCGCCGAUUCAAGUCCUUCCCGUGCAUCAUCUGCUUCUGCUGCCCACCCCCGCAGUGACAGCGUUGCAGAACCUUCACCAAAGUCAUCCAAGAAUGUCCGAUUCCAGAAGGUAUCCGACAGCGAGGAUUCAGUUACAUCAUCAGUAUCGGACGAAUCGGAAGAAGCAGAGGAGUCUCCAGAGGAGUCUUCAGAGACCGAGGAAGAGUCCAGUUCAGAAGAAGAGACCGAAUCCAGUUCGGAAGCUGAAUCUACAUCAGAGGCUGAGUCCAGUGAUACUUCUGAUGCUAGUAGUUCCGUUUCUACAACUGAUACGAGCGACACAACGUCAGUAUCUGAUUCGGAAUCGGAAUCAGAACCCGAAAGGGUAUCUCCACCUAAGCCAAAGGUUCAGCCUAAAAUCAACCCCCCGGGUAAAGGGUCUCUGAGGACUAAGAAGAGCAACCGCCGGAACAAACUACGAAGACGAUUGGCAAAAUUGAAGCAGCUCGGCUACUUGCCGCCGAAUGCUAACUUCGCAGACCUGCGAGCCUGGGAGGCGGCCCAUGGCGGUGGAGGGCCUCUGACGGAGGUCAAAGAUCUCGGUGAAAGCAGAAGCUCUCAAGCCCGCGAGCAGUCGGAAUUCGAAGCACGGAGACAGCAACUACUUCGUCAGCUCGAAUCUGGCGGCAUCGAUGGAAACGAAAAUACACUAAAGGAGCCACAAGGUAAUGCAGUUGCCGAACCUGUUGCGGAGGUAGCAGCCGAUGCUACCGUCGAAGAAACUCCAGAGACCGCGAAAAGACGAAAGCUCGACGUGGCGGGCUCGAGACGCCUCGUUUUUGGGUCACUAGGAGUGAAAGCCCCCAAAUCCAAGGAGGACGAAGAAGCCACCCGGCAGAAGCUCGCAGGACCGCCUAGGCCUCAGGCCCUUCCGCAGAAAGACGUCGAACAAGCUGCCGACGAAGGGACAGGAAGUGACCUAGACGAGAACUGGCAGGAGAAACUAGUUGUCAAGGCCACCGAAUGCGUUUACGAGGACAUCAACUUGAACCCUCCUGGUUUCCCGUUCAAGCAACGUUGGGAUGCUGAAGCACGGGAGAUGAUCCGCCAACGCAGAAAUAAUGGGAAUGGAGGUGGAAAUGGAAAAAAGAAACGGAAGCGAAAGAAUCGGGAUUGGCAGGAGGAAGGGUGGUAUGACGGGGCCAACGAGGAUUACGCCAACGGCGAUGCUCAGCUUGAGUAUGAUGAGCAGCCAUCACAAGUAAAUGGGGCUGCAGAAGACACUACUGGGGACCAGGGGGCGCCUUCUACGGACGAUCUUCCUUUGCUCCCAGACGACCUGACCUCAGUCCCAGACCUCGUGGAGGAUGAAGUCAGACAAGGAGCCAUCAUUGCCUUUAAGCAACUCGACAUGUCCAAGGCGACGAACUGGCAACCACAGAUAUCCAAGUAUCGAGUGGCCGAGGUGGACAGCGUGAUGGAGGACGGCACCAUCAGCGUCCGCCUGGCGAAGCGUGAUCGGGAGCGACGCGAAGAGAAUGUGAAUGAGGAUGGUGUGCGGGAGUAUAGUGGAUUCGAGAUGCCUGGGUUCGAGGAUGAGGUGUCUGAAGAUGAUGGCUUCCGCAAGGUAUCGUUCGGAGAGCUUAUUGAACCGAAGCUUCUCCGACCGGCAGAGCGUGCAGCCGCACAGGUUGAGGUGAAUGGAAAAGACGCCAGCCCCUCCGACAGAGAAGAUGCCUCCGCCCCUGCCUCCGCCCCUGAUGAUGGCCGCAGGGCAGCUGCGGAAGCCAUUACCCCGGCUGUCGAGGUUGAACUGCCCACGAUCUCGACUCAAACAGGAAAUGAAAUCUCCGAGAUGAUCCGUGAUGCUGGGUUUCGAUCGACCCUUGACUCGGAGCUGCAGGAACCGGACUUACUCAAGAUCCAAGCGGAGUCGAACCAUCAAGACACGGCAGAAGGUGAACCCAGCCCGGUCGUCCGGUCGCCAGCGUUUGCAGGAUUCUCUUCCAGUCCUCCAGAAGUCGAAUCCUCUCGGCCUGGUACUGGCGAUGCGCAAUCUCGUCCUCAUUCCCCUGCACGUUCACCUUCUGCACUUGCCGAUGAUGGGGAGGCUGGUCAAGACGACCCGACGAAGCCACCAACCUCAUACCAGAUUCCACGAAGUUCCGGCUCCGACGCGGCCGCAGAGUCUCAACCCGUUGUUGACUAUCCUCAGCUCCCUAGCCUCUCUGACCAACCAGAGGACCCAGCUGGCACCUCCAACCGUCUGGACGAUACCGUAGAAAACGUCAGCGACGGCGAGCAUGUAGGUUCGCCGCAAGAGCCCAGCGCAUCCGCUAUGGAGGAACCUGUCGUGGUUCUGACUUCGCCUCGUGCUGAUGCUGUGCGUGAAACCCCUUCCAGCCAUUCAGACGCCAGCUCGACGGUGCCAAACCCAUUCUGCCUUAAAGACCGGGCUUAUGAGGAACGUUUUCAGCAGGCAAUAGACAAGUCUCAAGGCUCUGAGACGUUGGAUGACCCUCUCGUUGGCGGAGAGUCUUCUUUCGAGCUUCCUAGCGUUGAGACGAUCUUCAGAUCUACCGCGCCGGCGCGCUCUACGAGAAAGCUGGAUUCGCCGACUCCGAAGAGCAAGCGUAACGCAUUAUCCUCGCCACGCCAACGGUCACCUUCGCCGCCUAUGAUGAGUGGUGGCCGAGCCCUCGUUGGCGAGGAGGUUCGCAGCACCUCGCCGCCAGUGACAACCCAAGUAAUCGUUGACCUCACCCGGUCAAGCCCGCCCGAAUCUCCCGGGGGAAGCGACGAGGAUUAUGCUCGAUCACGGGGCCUCCCGAGGGGACCGGGCUGGGUUCAAAAGAACGUUCCUGCUACGCGAAGACACACGCGCUCGUCGACUGGCACUCAUGGGCUGGACCUCGAGAGCAGCAGCCCUCCGCGGCGGAGACGAGCAGGAUUGCGGCGAAGUGGGUAG
This is a messenger RNA of Rasamsonia emersonii CBS 393.64, 3843 nucleotides long. RefSeq lists its product as uncharacterized. NCBI's taxonomy places the organism in Eukaryota, Fungi, Ascomycota, Eurotiomycetes, Eurotiales, Trichocomaceae. The transcript is spliced from 4 exons. The coding region runs from base 1 to 3843 and encodes 1280 amino acids. The record is from RefSeq and is a predicted model, not a curated record.